Molecule: messenger RNA, 1422 nt
Organism: Cladophialophora psammophila CBS 110553
Lineage: Eukaryota; Fungi; Ascomycota; Eurotiomycetes; Chaetothyriales; Herpotrichiellaceae
Product: RuvB-like helicase 2
Exons: 3
Coding region: 1-1422 (473 amino acids)
Biological process (GO): box C/D snoRNP assembly; chromatin remodeling; regulation of transcription by RNA polymerase II
Cellular component (GO): Swr1 complex; R2TP complex; NuA4 histone acetyltransferase complex
Molecular function (GO): ATP binding; DNA helicase activity; ATP hydrolysis activity
Source: RefSeq, a predicted model, not a curated record
AUGGCGGCGCCUAUAUCAACCGUAUCCGAAAGUCGCGAGGUUCGCGGCCUCAAUCUCAUUGCUGCCCAUUCUCACAUUCGAGGUCUCGGUGUAGACCUCGCGACAUUAGAACCGAGAGCCUCGUCCCAAGGACUAAUCGGCCAAGAGAAAGCACGGAAAGCGGCGGCAGUCAUCCUACAGAUGGUGAAAGAAGGCAAGAUUGCUGGGAGAGCAGUUUUGGUUGCUGGUCCUCCAAGCACGGGAAAAACUGCAAUCGCGAUGGCUAUGGCACAAUCCUUGGGUCCCGAUGUCCCCUUCACGAUGCUUGCGUCAUCCGAAAUCUUCUCCCUCGAGAUGUCCAAAACGGAAGCCCUAACACAAGCAUUCCGCAAGUCCAUCGGUGUGAGGAUAAAGGAAGAGAGCGAGAUCAUUGAAGGAGAGGUGGUUGAGAUCCAAAUUGACAGGAGCGUUUCAGGGGGCAACAAACAAGGCAAACUCACGAUCAAAACAACCGAUAUGGAAACCGUCUACGACAUGGGCACUAAAAUGAUUGAUUCAAUGACCAAGGAGAGAGUCAUGGCUGGCGACAUCAUCUCAAUUGAUAAGUCCUCGGGGAAAAUUACGAAACUAGGGAGAUCAUACACGCGCUCACGAGACUACGAUGCAAUGGGUGCAGAUACCAAAUUCGUGCAAUGUCCGGAAGGAGAACUUCAGGUGCGGAAAGAGGUUGUCCACACCGUUAGUUUGCAUGAAAUCGAUGUCAUCAAUUCGAGAACACAGGGGUUCCUUGCCCUCUUUUCCGGCGACACGGGCGAGAUACGGAGUGAGGUACGGGAUCAGAUCAACACCAAGGUCGGAGAAUGGAAAGAAGAAGGGAAAGCCGAGAUCAUCCCCGGCGUGUUGUUCAUUGACGAAGUGCACAUGCUUGACAUCGAGUGUUAUUCAUAUAUCAAUCGUGCCUUGGAAGCAGAUCUGGCACCGAUCGUCAUCAUGGCAAGCAAUCGAGGAUUUACUCGCAUUCGCGGGACGACAUACAGCUCGCCGCAUGGCCUCCCGUUGGAUUUCCUGGACCGACUCGUCAUAAUUAGCACUCAGCCGUACUCGGCCGACGAAAUUUCCCAAAUCCUCGCCAUUCGUGCCCAGGAAGAAGAAGUCGACCUCUCAGUAGACGCGCUUGCCCUUCUCACCAAGAUCGGCCAGGAAUCUGGCCUCCGAUAUGCGAGUAACAUUAUCACCACAUCCACAUUGCUGAGUCAGAAGCGAAAGGCAAAAGAGGUCGGCAUUGAAGAUGUUCAACGAAGUUACAGAUUAUUCUACGAUCCUGCGAGGUCAAUCAAACUUGUCAACGACUUCGAGAAAAAUUUCAUCAGUGACGCUGGGGAUGUUACUUUGGCGGUCAACGGUUCCAAUGGAACGAUCGGCGAUGCAAUGGACACGGCGUAA